Molecule: messenger RNA, 444 nt
Organism: Cucurbita pepo subsp. pepo (vegetable marrow)
Lineage: Eukaryota; Viridiplantae; Streptophyta; Magnoliopsida; Cucurbitales; Cucurbitaceae
Source: RefSeq, a predicted model, not a curated record
AUGGAGAGCAAAAGUUUGAAGAUGAACAGCCCACAAGAACAGCUUAGAAUUACAAACAAACCAAACAACACAAGAGGAGAUCAUCAAGAAGAAGAAGAAGAAGAAGACAUUGUUGGAUUUGCAUGGGGUUCAUCAAGAGCUUAUUCAUGUGGGUUUUGCAAAAGGCAAUUUCGAUCUGCGCAAGCUCUUGGUGGCCACAUGAAUGUUCAUCGAAGAGACCGAGCCAAGCUCCGAAGAUCUCCUCCAUUGGGUUCGCCUCAUUUUCAUGGAUCCUCGUCUCAACCCAUUAAGUUUCUCAAACUCUAUGAUUUCUCAAGCCUUAGAGGUGAAGAAGAAGCAGAUGGAGAGUGUAAGAUUUGGAAGAAUGUUAAGAAGUUUGUGAAGGAGAUUGAUUUUCUUGGUAGUUCCAAUGAGAUUGAUUUGGAACUUAGAUUAGGGUUUUAG